UUUAAAUGCUGCAUUACAAAUUCUCGGGUUAAAUAUAUUAAAAUGUGACUAUCGUAAGAAUUCAUGGAGUAUUCGAUUUUUUGAAUUUUAUUCAAAUUUACUCGAAUUUUUUUUUUAUCCUGAAUACUCUGGCAUUAGUCUCCACGACAUUUUCCGAUAAAUUCGUAUGCGGAAACUUGUUUAACUUAUUCGUAGGUUUCAAAUACAUCAUGCAGUUAUUUGUUAUUGGUACGAUCGUAUCCUUGACUUUUCAGUUCUCUUUACUUAAACGAACUCGUUUAAAUCUUCCUAGUAGUAAAUCUUGCUAUGAAGUGGAGAAAACAUUAAUUACAUCCAUAGAAUUUCAAUUUGCAGUUUUCUUCGCAGUCACUGCUAUAUUACUAGUCAUAGGUUACUUCAUUCUUGACUUUUCUCUAUAUUUUGCCAUGGAAAAGGCAACUUCAAUGGAAUUUCUUCUUUGCAAUAUCGAUUGGGCAUUAUUGUUAUGUUUUUUAGGAGGACAAACUGUUUCCAUAAUAUUCCUUCUUUAUUAUUAUUUUCUCGUUUUAUUUAUCGGAUUUAACGCAUUGUCGAGCAAACUCGAUGUUGUUCCUCGUGGAAGGAGCAUGAUCAAAGAUCUAAUCGUAUACGUAAUCGAAGAACAUACAGAAUUAAUGGAAAACAUUCGAAACGUCAAUAAUAAACUCGAAAUGUAUUUUCCUGCUAUUUACUGCAUUAAUUUAUAUGGGUUCAGUAUCCUGAUAACAAUUUCUUUGUUUUACGAUCUACCGUCAGAGUUUAAACUGGUUGCAUUUGUUAUUAUCAUAUACGCAUUUUUCGAAUUUAUGAUAAUUUCAUUCGGUUUAUCCAGAUUUACAUCCUCGAUUUAUGGAAAUUUCAACGAGAUUAAUAAAUUUUCCUCAUGCAGAUUCUCCCUUGUUUUUAAAUUGAAGAUGCUGAAUUUUAUGAAGAGAUUCGGGAAAACACCCUUUGGAAUUUCUUUCGGUGGAUUUUUUCGAGUCAAACGCAAUUUCCCGAUUAAAAUGCUGAGUAGUCUUUACUCUAUUCUUUCUGCACUCAUCGAAUUGGCAAAGAAGAAUAAAAGUACGAAAUGUACUUCAUUACGUUCCCUGAAUGCAAGUAAUAUUCAGAACACAUCACUGUAUUGAGAACGUUUCAACGUAAAUACAUAAAAUCAACGAAGUUUCGUUGAAUUGAGGAAUAGAUCUGCAGCUUAUCGAGAUAAUGCUGAUUUUUCUAUAACUACAUACGGGAAUGAAUAUAAAACAUUUAUAAUAUUGAGUAAUUAGAAGCACUUCUUAUAUGUACGAACACAAAAAGUAAUGUACACUUGAUGAGUAGUGUAGAAAAUAAAGUUUAAAA
This is a messenger RNA of Centruroides sculpturatus (bark scorpion), 1362 nucleotides long. RefSeq lists its product as uncharacterized. The transcript has 4 exons. The record is from RefSeq and is a predicted model, not a curated record. Lineage: Eukaryota; Metazoa; Arthropoda; Arachnida; Scorpiones; Buthidae. The coding region runs from base 210 to 1148 and encodes 312 amino acids.